Corvus hawaiiensis (hawaiian crow) is the source of this 470-nucleotide messenger RNA. RefSeq names its product ribosomal protein L36a (gene RPL36A). Gene Ontology annotation, cellular component: ribosome; cytosolic large ribosomal subunit. Bases 102 to 422 code for a protein of 106 amino acids. The transcript is spliced from 5 exons. Lineage: Eukaryota; Metazoa; Chordata; Aves; Passeriformes; Corvidae. The record is from RefSeq and is a predicted model, not a curated record. Gene Ontology annotation, biological process: translation. Gene Ontology annotation, molecular function: structural constituent of ribosome.
UGCCCCAUGCCCUCCCUGCACUCUCCUCUCUAUGGUCCCCAGCUCUCAUUCACUUCCGCUUCCGGUCUGGGCCUCCUCUCCGGGCCGCCGCCGCCGCCAGGAUGGUGAACGUGCCGAAAACGCGCCGGACCUACUGCAAGAAAUGCGGGAAGCACCAACCGCACAAGGUCACGCAGUACAAGAAGGGGAAGGACUCGCUCUACGCGCAGGGGAAAAGGCGCUAUGAUCGGAAGCAGAGUGGAUAUGGGGGCCAGACAAAGCCCAUUUUCCGUAAAAAGGCCAAGACCACCAAGAAGAUUGUGCUGAGGCUGGAGUGUGUGGAGCCCAACUGCAGGUCCAAGAGGAUGCUGGCAAUUAAGAGGUGCAAGCACUUUGAGCUGGGAGGAGACAAGAAGAGAAAGGGCCAGGUGAUCCAGUUCUGAGCAUCAUCCUACUCAUCGUGUUGGACCGCAUUAAAGUAAUUAGAUUGA